Molecule: messenger RNA, 1713 nt
Organism: Pristis pectinata (smalltooth sawfish)
Lineage: Eukaryota; Metazoa; Chordata; Chondrichthyes; Rhinopristiformes; Pristidae
Gene: ddah1
Product: dimethylarginine dimethylaminohydrolase 1
Exons: 6
Coding region: 147-980 (277 amino acids)
Biological process (GO): positive regulation of nitric oxide biosynthetic process; arginine metabolic process
Molecular function (GO): dimethylargininase activity; amino acid binding
Source: RefSeq, a predicted model, not a curated record
AUGAGGAUGAGGGAGGAGCAGGAGGCGAGCAGCGCGCACAGGGGGAGGACUGGCGUGACCGCGCCCCCUCCCGCCCCGCCCGUGACCGCGCCCCCUCCCCCGGCCGUGAGCGCGCGUCCCGCGCCUGCCGCCAGACGCGCGGGACCAUGGCGGGCUUCGGGCGCUGCAGCCACGCUGUGGUGCGCGGGAUCCCCGACUCGCUGGCGGGCGGCGCGCUGCGGCGGAGCGGGACGGAGGGGGUGGACACGGCGCGGGCCCGGCGGGAGCACGAACACUACGUGCGCACCCUGGGCGCCGGGCUCGGCCUGGAGGUGCUGGAGCUGCCGGCCGACGAGGGGCUGCCCGACUGCGUGUUCGUGGAGGACACGGCCGUGGUGUGCGGGGACACGGCGCUGCUGAGCCGGCCCGGGGCGCUCAGCCGGCGGGGAGAGGUGGACGCUACGAAGAAAGUUCUGACUCAACUUGGUCUUAAUAUCGUGGAAGUGAUCGAUGAGACAGCAACUCUCGAUGGCGGUGACAUUCUGUUCACAGGUAAAGAAUUCUUCGUGGGUCUUUCGGAUAGAACCAAUCAGCGAGGUGCAGAGAUUCUGGCCGAUGUCUUUAAGGAUUAUGCUGUUUCCAAAGUCUCUGUCACAGGGGCUCUGCACCUGAAGAGUUUCUGCACUAUGGCCGGCCCAGGACUGAUUGCUAUUGGCUCCAGUGAUCACGCACAGAAAGUGCUCACGAACAUGCAGGAGAUGAGUGAACAUCGUUAUGACAAGCUGACCCUGCCAGAUGAUGAGGCUGCAAACUGUGUUUAUCUGAACACGCCGGAGAAGGGACACGUCCUUCUGCACCGCACUGCCGAGGAAUUCCCCGAGAGCGCAAAGGUGUUUGGAAAACUGAGGGACUAUCUGCUGAUUCCGGUCGCCAACACUGAACUGGCCAAAGUUGACGGAGGGCUGACUUGCUGCUCCAUUCUCCUCAAUAAGGGGGCCUGAAAGCAUAAGGAAUCUGGCUUUAUAAAAAAAAGGAGCUGUUACUUUUGUUUGGCGAUAAUGUGAUUAUUACAGAUUACGCAGCUGUGUGGUUCUAUUGAUUGCUGCUUCCUCCUUUGUCCUGUUCUAUCUCCCAGUUUAUAUUGAGAGCGGGUGGUCCUUUACUGCCAUCUUGUGAUUAAAACCACUUAUAACCUUUCCGUGAAUGAACUGCUGUAAAAUGAUGAGUAGGACAUGAUACAAUAUAUACAGAUACUAAAAGGGUGAAUUAAGUUAUAUUCAAAAUAAUUAAUACAGAUUUAGUUUAAAUACUGCUGUUGAUUACUUUGUAUGGGUUUUGAUGUUAUUUACUGUAAAUUCUGUGGACAACUUCCUUGACUUUGUACCAGUUCCAAGUUAAUGAGGCACAUGGAUACCCAGAUGCCAAAAUGACUCCAUGCUUAACGUCAUUCCAUUAGAGGCAUACACUGUGAAAUUAUGGAGCUAAAUUGCUAAAUAUUUCUAGAUAGUCCAGUUCCUUCUGUUAUCAAGCUUUCCUGGACUCCAAUGUACUUUUUUAUUACGUUAGUCUCAUCUUCUGCGCAGCGUGUGUGCCAAAGAUGUCAUUGCAUUGAGCCUGGUCACAGAAGCACAACAGGAAGCAUCAUCAUUCUUCCUUGCCAAAUGAUUCCUUGAUGUAGUUUUCACUGAUCACAUCCGCUUCAUGCUGAAUAAAUAAAAAUCAUUAUCAAUGCUG